Molecule: messenger RNA, 12116 nt
Organism: Coregonus sp. 'balchen'
Lineage: Eukaryota; Metazoa; Chordata; Actinopteri; Salmoniformes; Salmonidae
Source: the annotation of a GenBank genome assembly
AUGUCCCAGCCAGAGGCGGCCCCGCUGGCGGCCAACGGCUCAGGGUCCGGGGAGGUGGCCGGAGUUCAGCCACGCUGGGCCUCCCUGCUCAUCAUCUUGGUCAUCAUCCCCACCAUCGGGGGCAACAUCCUGGUCAUCCUGGCCGUGUCGCUGGAGAGGAAGCUGCAGAACGCCACCAACUACUUCCUGAUGUCCCUGGCGGUGGCCGACCUGCUGGUGGGACUCCUGGUGAUGCCCAUCGCCCUCAUCACCGUGCUCUACAGUAAGUCACCCCAACAUGGCUGCCCUCUUGCCGUGCCAUCAGAAAGGACCCCUUCACCUGGUACAUUCAACCACUUGUAACUCAAGACACCACUGAUACGAGGCUUGGGUGGUAUACCAUACACUGGGGUAUUCUGAAAUCCCCACGGUAUGAUUUUCAAUACCAAAAUGUUCAAUUUGUUUAUUUAAAAUAAAUACCUGCAGUCAACUUGUGCACUAGGUUAACAGAUAAAGCAGAUGGCAUUCUUCAUUUCGCCUGUUGCAUUAUUUUUUUCAUUAUGAAGCCAUUCAACAUAAAACAUACCAUGUGACUGGCUCAAAGAGCACAUGCACGGAGCAACUGGAAACUUUCGUGACGAUCCUACUAAUGUUUGCCAGCUAAAUAUCUUAUAACUAUAAGUUUAACUAUCUUUAGUCGAUUGCCUCGACGUCAACAUACAUUUGAAUGAUUAUUUUUGGCCCCAACACAGCAGCAUAAUUGCUGAUUCAAGCACAGAGGCUGGCCUCGUACUUGUGCUUAGCUUGGCUUGGCUCCCAUCAAUCAGGUUUAAAUCGCACUUGGUGACCCCAGUCCCCGCUAUUAUAACAAGCCGCUGUCAGUUGAGACCAGAGAAACACCUGAGCACACUGUUUCACAAAAUGUGCAUUGCAAAGCAGAAAUCCACCACAGUAGUCCAAUUUGUAAGUCGCUCUGGAUAACAGCGUCUGCUAAAUGACGUAAAUGUAAAUGUAGGUAGCCAAAACAUUUAAAUUGGAUCUAGUAGACUCAUUCGAUGACGACAAGAAUUGCCGCCUUAUUUUGUUAACUGAACAACCGUAAGCAUGCAUAUUGACAAUAAUUGAAAAACAGCAGUUAAAAAAAAAAAAAAAAACACCAUGAGAGAUCCUGCUGAAUCUCCGCCAGCUACAGUAUAAACAGUUUAUAGCAGAUGGCAAAAACACAAGAGAGUGGACAAUAAACAAGGUACUUCCCUUUGGCUGUGUAAUCACAGAAGAGGCACAGCCCCAUCAGGUACCAAUGAUCAUGACGACCCAAUUUCUGCAUGACUUUCCAAUCACAAACCAAUCUCUCCCUCAGCUCGCACACUCAUUCACUUAGGUCACGAGGGGAAAAUAAAAAAUAUAUACAAGAGCGAACUGGAAAAACAUUUGCAUUCGAUUCCACUAAGUGGCAUAGCUUUACAAAUGCAGCUGUGCUUCAAAGUGCAGAAUUAAACACCCCCUCUCUAGCAGAGUCUGCUUUUUCCUGACGCAGAAUUUUUUUAGCUGAGCCACUACUCCUCAUUAACUCUGUUGGAGUAAACGGUCCUGUGACACACAUACACACAACCUCGCCUGUGCUUGGCAGGGAAAGGAGGGGAUAAUCUUAAUGGAUGUCCAUCGGGCCUAGACGGAGGGAAAGGAGGGGAUCAUCAAAGUCAAGGCCAUGUGAUCACAUAAAUAACAGCCAGAGGCUUCUGAAGAGCAGUAGCCCAUGUUCAGAGGGAGGGGGGCUGUGUGUGUGUGCACAUGUACAUUCGCACAGAGCUCCAUGUCUGAAUGUGUGAAUGGACGCACGGUACGUUUGUGCAGGGGCAGCUGUCAUUUCUCUACUGGCUGGAGACUGAGCACACAGCCGGGGGGGGGGGACAUAAACAGAGUUCAGUGCUUCACGUUGAGCCUUUACAGCCACUCGGCAGGGUGGGCCAGUUACGGCCCGUGUACAACCAGGCCGGCGGCGCUAAGAACAGGCAAACCGCGAGAGAGGGGAUCAGUGCUAACAUCCAAAUACCACCUGAAAUUUCCCAGAGGACGGCGACAUGUCAUUGCUAAUACACCACUACCAUUAAACCCUAGACUCUACAUUCCAAAUAAACCACAACAACUAUAUUUGCUUAAAAUAAACGUAGAGAAAGCAAUAGCAAUUCCGUUUUUGACCGUUUAUCCACUUUCUUCUGCGUCUGCCCGGAUAAAUCUCUCCUCUCCAUCCCAAACCCUGGCUGCGGGAGACAUUUCAGACUAACCGCGAGUAGUUAUUGCCUCAAAACUACUGAUGUGCAGUUCGAACGUUUUCGUUCUUUUUGAACAACUCUUUUACUGACCGAAGAGUUGUAAUUACUUUUUUCAGAGUGACUUGUUCAUUUUUUGUGGAAUGUUUGACCUGUUAGCCACAAGAACUGAUAAUUGAUUAAUUAUUGAACGCUAUCGUAGUCCCCUGUAGCUCAGUUGGUAGAGCAUGGCGCUUGCAACGCCAGGGUUGUGGGUUCGUUUCACACGGGGGGCCAGUAUGAAAAUGUAUGUAAGUCGCUCUGGAUAAGAGCGUCUGCUAAAUGACUAAAAUGUAAAAAUGACAGCAGGGAUUUUUCUACCAUUGUAAUCCUUGGGCGGGUCGCCUAAGCGUUUUUUCGGGUCACCUAAAUACAAACAGUGUAAAAAAAUAAAUAAAAAACACACACACACAGUUAGGGAAUUAAGUAUUUGAUCCCCUGCUGAUUUUGUACGUUUGCCCACUGACAAAGACAUGAUCAGUAUAUAAUUUUAAUGAUAGGUUUAUUUGAACAGUGAGAGACAGAAUAACAACAAAAAAAUCCAGAAAAACGCAUGACAAAAAUGUUAUAAAUUGAUUUGCAUUUUAAUGAGGGAAAUAAGUAUUUGACCCCUCUGCAAAACAUGACUUAGUACUUGGUGGCAAAACCCUUGUUGGCAAUCACAGAGGUCAGACGUUUCUUGUAGUUGGCCACCAGGUUUGCACACAUCUCAGGAGGGAUUUUGUCCCACUCCUCUUUGCAGAUCUUCUCCAAGUCAUUAAGGUUUCGAGCCUGACGUUUGGCAACUCGAACCUUCAGCUCCCUCCACAGAUUUUCUAUGGGAUUAAGGUCUGGAGACUGGCUAGGCCACUCCAGGACCUUAAUGUGCUUCUUCUUGAGCCACUCCUUUGUUGCCUUGGCCGUGUGUUUUGGGUCAUUGUCAUGCUGGAAUACCCAUCCACAACCCAUUUUCAAUGCCCUGGCUGAGGGAAGGAGGUUCUCACCCAAGAUUUGAUGCGGUGAAGUUGUCCUGUCCCCUUAGCAGAAAAACACCCCCAAAGCAUAAUGUUUCCACCUCCAUGUUUGACGGUGGGGAUGGUGUUCUUGGGGUCAUAGGCAGCAUUCCUCCUCCUCCAAACACGGCGAGUUGAGUUGAUGCCAAAGAGCUCGAUUUUGGUCUCAUCUGACCACAACACUUUCACCCAGUUCUCAUCUGAAUCAUUCAGAUGUUCAUUGGCAAACUUCAGACGGGCCUGUAUAUCUGCUUUCUUGAGCAGGGGGACCUUGCGGGCGCUGCAGGAUUUCAGUCCUUCACGGCGUAGUGUGUUACCAAUUGUUUUCUUGGUGACUAUGGUCCCAGCUGCCUUGAGAUCAUUGACAAGAUCCUCCCGUGUAGUUCUGGGCUGAUUCCUCACCGUUCUCAUGAUCAUUGCAACUCCACGAGGUGAGAUCUUGCAUGGAGCCCCAGGCCGAGGGAGAUUGACAGUUCUUUUGUGUUUCUUCUAUUUGCGAAUAAUCGCACCAACUUGUUGUCACCUUCUCACCAAGCUGCUUGGCGAUGGUCUUGUAGCCCAAUCCAGCCUUGUGUAGGUCUACAAUCUUGUCCCUGACAUCCUUGGAGAGCUCUUUGGUCUUGGCCAUGGUGGAGAGUUUGGAAUCUGAUUGAUUGAUUGCUUCUGUGGACAGGUGUCUUUUAUACAGGUAACAAACUGAGAUUAGGAGCACUCCCUUUAAGAGUGUGCUCCUAAUCUCAGCUCGUUACCUGUACAAAAGACACCUGGGAGACAGAAAUCUUUCUGAUUGAGAGGGGGUCAUAUACUUAUUUCCCUCAUUAAAAUGCAAAUCAAUUUAUAACAUUUUUGACAUGCGUUUUUCUGGAUUUUUUGUUGUUGUUAUUCUGUCUCUCACUGUUCAAAUAAACCUACCAUUAAAAAUUAUAGACUGAUCAUGUCUGUCAGUGGGCACACGUACAAAAUCAGCAGGGGAUCAAAUACUUUUUCCCCCUCACGUGUCAAACUCAUUCCACGGAGGGCCGAGUGUCUGCGGGUUCUCUCCACCCUUGUACUUAAUUGUUGAAUUAAGGUCACCAAUUAGUAAGGAACUCCCCUCACCUGGUUUUCUAGGUCUUAAAGGAAAAACCAAAAACCUUCAUAAUGAGUGAGACACCCCUGAUCAAUAUCAUACAGAAAGAUCAUAAAACAAUUUUUGAUAACCAGAUCAGCUUUGACCAGAUUUAGGAUGCGUUUACAGACGCACUCAAAGAGAAUAACAAAAUAAUUCCCAUAUAAAGUAAGAAGGCCCCUCAGAACUGUGUGCUCGUCUUGUAUAAUCAGAGUUUGACAGACGUCAACGGCUCAGGUCAAAUCGUUUACACCCCGGUAUUUGCUGGAACGGGGACAUUUUCUAAAGUAAGCAACAAUAAUGAUUAUCAUAAUGACAAUAAUACUACUCAGACACAGCAAGACAGCAUUUUCAGCUUUGUUUUUAUUUGAGUCCAAACUGGCCUUUCCCCCACUUUGGAAUGGUGACCUCACCCUAGAGGUUGGUAGCUCUGUUUUCAAAGAAUUCUCUCUCUCUCUCCAUCUCCCUCUCUCUGCAUCUCUCUCACUCUCAAAGCUGGUCCACUGCAAUGACUUCACAAGUUUGUCUUAGAAAUGUGGCCUUGGAUGGACACCUCUGUAGCCUUGGCAACACUUAUACAUCAGAAACGUUACCAGCAGACAGAUUUUUUUUUAAAUCUGGUCUAAGCACACUAUCAUCCCAUGUAUAAUUAGUUGAGUAUGAGCUUAUUCCCAUAGGAAAAAAAUAGAAAAUCUCUGCCCAUGUUAAGUAGACAGAUGACAGCAAUUACAAAAGGGCCCACAAAAAUAUACUCUUAAGAAGUAACCUACCUAUCAAAGUUUAUUUAAAUAUCCCACUGAAAAUAUUUCGGGAAAUGAAAAAAGGAGAAAAGGGCAAGUGGUGCGUGGAGCUGAACAAAGCCCCUGAAAUGGUGCUCAGUAGACGUGGCGCUGAACAAAGCCCCUGAAAUGGUGCUCAGUAGACGUGGCGCUGAACAAAGCCCCUGAAAUGGUGCUCAGUAGACGUGGCGCUGAACAAAGCCCCUGAAAUGGUGCUCAGUAGACGUGGCGCUGAACAAAGCCUCUGAAAUGGUGCUCAGUAGACGUGGCGCUGAACAAAGCCCCUGAAAAUGGUGCUCAGUAGACGUGGCGCUGAACAAAGCCCCUGAAAAUGGUGCUCAGUAGACGUGGCGCUGAACAAAGCCCCUGAAAUGGUGCUCAGUAGACGUGGCGCUGAACAAAGCCCCUGAAAUGGUGCUCAGUAGACGUGGCGCUGAACAAAGCCCCUGAAAUGGUGCUCAGUAGACGUGGCGCUGAACAAAGCCCCUGAAAUGGUGCUCAGUAGACGUGGCGCUGAACAAAGCCCCUGAAAUGGUGCUCAGUAGACGUGGCGCUGAACAAAGCCCCUGAAAUGGUGCUCAGUAGACGUGGCGCUGAACAAAGCCCCUGAAAUGGUGCUCAGUAGACGUGGCGCUGAACAAAGCCCCUGAAAUGGUGCUCAGUAGACGUGGCGCUGAACAAAGCCCCCUAAAAUGGUGCUCAGUAGACGUGGCGCUGAACAAAGCCCCUGAAAUGGUGCUCAGUAGACGUGGCGCUGAACAAAUCCCCUGAAAUGGUGCUCAGUAGACGUGGCGCUGAACAAAGCCCCUGAAAUGGUGCUCAGUAGACGUGGAGCUGAACAAAGCCCCUGAAAUGGUGCUCAGUAGACGUGGAGCUGAACAAAGCCCAUGAAAUGGUGCUCAGUAGACGUGGCGCUGAACAAAGCCCCUGAAAUGGUGCUCAGUAGACGUGGCGCUGAACAAAGCCCAUGAAAUGGUGCGCAGUUGACCCCAAUAAAACAUGUAGAAGGGAGAACACUAAAAUAUUGUGCUUAGAUAACAAUGUGUUCAAAAGCCCAUUUAUUAUAUUAUAUUACAAGUAAUACUUGUAUAUAAAAACAAACAUAUCCACUAAUGUUUGAAUUAUGAAAUACAAGCCAUCAGCAAAACAAGUUAACAAGAAAAUCAAUCAAGAACCUUUCCAACAGCACAUUUUACAAUGCUAAUGUGAAAUGGGACACAAUCCAGCCCAAUUAUGCGCCAAUUUCACGCCUGGGACCCAAAAUAAACAAACACGUCUGGUGAGAAGGGGUCUGAACACAUCUACAUCAAGAACAUAGCGCAUUCAGCUCCAUACAUAGUCCUAAGAAGCAUUUCUCUGCAGUAAAUUAAUUAUUUACUAAAAUAGCCAAUUCCCUACAUCAGAGCUGGUUUUAAUCAUUAGCUAUUGAAGUGAAUCUCCCCAAUGCUGGUGGCAUCACUGGUGUAUCCACAACACAAGCUCUAUAUAGAAUGUCCCAUUAGUCCCAUUUUCAAAACGGGCUACUUCCUCCUCAGGAAUUAAAAACAUAAAACACCUGCAUCACUAAAGUAAGAGAACUGGCAUGACUGAAUGUCGAACAUCUUCACACUUCCCAGAUUUCCACUUUUAUUUGGGCAUCUUUGACAAAUUUCUAUUUGCCUCCUACACAUACAAGCCCACGCAGAGUCCUUGAAAUUAUAAAACGCAACAUGCAACAAUUUCAACAAUUUUACUGAGUUACAAUUCAUAUGAGAAAAUAUCUGUCAAUUGAAAUAAAUGAAUUAGGCCCUAAUCUAUGGAUUUCACAUGACUGGGCAGGGGCGCAGCCAUGGGUGGGCCUGGGAGGGCAUAGGCCCACCCACUGGGGGAGCCAGGCCCAGUCAAUCAGAAUGAGUUUUCCCCACAAAAGGGCUUUAUUACAGACAGAAAUACUCCCGUUUCAUCAGUUGCCCAGGUGGCUGGUCUCAGACAAUCCCGCAGGUGAAGAAGCCGGAUGUGGAGGUCCUAGGCUGGCGUGGUUACACGUGGUCUGUGGUUGUGAGGCCGGUUGGACAUACUGCCAAAUUCUCUAAAACGACGCUGGAGGCGGCUCAUGGUAGAGAAAUGAACAUUAAAUUCUCUGGCAACAGCUCUGAUGGACAUUCUUGCAGUCAGCAUGCCAAUUGCGCGCUCCCUCAAAACUUGAGACAUCUGUGGCAUUGUGUUGUGACAAAACUGCACAUUUUAGUGGCCUUUUAUUGUCCCCAGCACAAGGUGCACCUGUGUAAUGAUCAUGCUGUUUAAUCAGCUUCUUGAUAUGCCAAACCUGUCAGGUGGAUGGAUUAUCUUGGCAAAGGAGAAAAUGCUCACUAACAGGGAUGUAAACAAAUUUGUGCACAAAAUUGAGAGAAAUAGCAUUUUUGUGCAUACGGAACAUUUCUGGGAUCUUUUAUUUCAUCUUAUGAAACAUGGGAUCAACACUUUUAUAUUUUUGUUCAGUGUAGAUAGCCAUUCAAGUAACUUAUUACUAUCCUGUUUAUAAUGACUUAGUCACUGAAAUCCAAAUUCAAUUAGGCUUAUCUCAGGGUGAAAACAUUAAAAAGAUUUAGCACCACAGUAAUCAAGUUUGAGAAUUUGUCUAGAAAGGCAUAGUUUUAAUCUUAAAAUGGUUCCGUAUUGGCCUAUGAGAGCAGCUAACAAUCCCAUGCUUUCCAUCGUCUGUCUGUUUCUCAGAUUCCGGGUGGCCUCUUCCAGAGUUUCUCUGCCCAAUCUGGCUCUUCCUGGACGUCCUGUUCUCCACAGCGUCCAUCAUGCACCUGUGUGCCAUCUCACUGGACCGCUACAUCGCCAUCAAGAAGCCCAUUCAGCACAGCCAGUAUAAGUCCAGGGCCAAAGCCAUGGCCAAGAUAGCGGUGGUGUGGCUCAUAUCUAUUGGUAAGCUGCUCUGUGUUUUUGGUCCUGUGUUGAUAUCAGGAGCAUUCCGCAAUGUCUCCAAAGUGUUCAUUUGAACAACUUUCUUUAAGCUAUGUCAUUGCAGUUCAAUUCCUUAGCGUCUGUGAUGUGACGUGCCUGGUUUAUGGUCAGAAAAGAAAGCCGGAUGCAAUAAAAGCAAAAGCUAUAUAAAACGUUUACAUACAGUACCUCCCUUAAAACUAUACCCGCCACUAUAACACUUCGUAAAGAGUAACAGCGCAUCAGAGUGGUAGCAGUCAAGGGGACCUGUGGGAAAACCCAGUUAAUGAGCCAGAGAGAUUUACACAAAAAUAGCAUAAAAUUAAAAAGUGAGGUUAAAUGAUUGAGAGUAUGACCCCAGGAAGGUAAUUAUUUCACAUCACUGCCCUUGUAAAAAGCGUAGUGACACAACACAAGGAUUACAAUUGCAAAAUAUGCAGCCUAUCUCUGAGCAGUGCAGCGGCUUUAAAAAUGUUGCUGCAACACUAUGGAUCACAUAUUUUUAUUCCAGAAACGUUUUUCAGCCAAAAUAACAUUCAAGACGGCAGGUAGCUUAGUGGUUAAGAGCGUUGUGCCAGUAACCGAAAGGUCGCUGGUUCUAAUCCCCGAGCCGACUAGGUGAAAAAUCUGUCGAUGUGCCCUUGAGCAAGGCACUUAACCCUAAUUGUGCCUGUAAGUCGCUCUGGAUAAGAGCGUCUGCUAAAUGACUAAAAUGUAAAAGUAAGACAAACCAAGCAUUCAAACUACAACCAUAUUUCAGGACUCCUGGACCAGUAACCAUUUUACUCUUCACAAUAAACAUCAAUGUGCACUGCAGAACAGAUAGGAAUCCGCAAUUUUACAAAACUGAAUAGAAAAGCAACCCUAAAGAGCCUCUGGUAUUUUCAGUAAAAUUAGGCUACGAGACAAAAGGACAUUUGGACUGAAGAGAGGAUGAGGGCCAUGGGAUAAAGACUGAAGAGAGGAUGAGGGCCAUGGGAUAAAGACUGAAGAGAGGAUGAGGGCCAUGGGAUAAAGACUGAAGAGAGGAUGAGGGCCAGGGGAUAAAGACUGAAGAGAGGAUGAGGGCCAGGGGAUAAAGACUGAAGAGAGGAUGAGGGCCAGGGGAUAAAGACUGAAGAGAGGAUGAGGGCCAGGGGAUAAAGACUGAAGAGAGGAUGAGGGCCAGGGGAUAAAGACUGAAGAGAGGAUGAGGGCCAGGGGAUAAAGACUGAAGAGAGGAUGAGGGCCAGGGGAUAAAGACUGAAGAGAGGAUGAGGGCCAGGGGAUAAAGACUGAAGAGAGGAUGAGGGCCAUGGGAUAAAGACUGAAGAGAGGAUGAGGGCCAUGGGAUAAAGACUGAAGAGAGGAUGAGGGCCAGGGGAUAAAGACUGAAGAGAGGAUGAGGGCCAGGGGAUAAAGACUGAAGAGAGGAUGAGGGCCAGGGGAUAAAGACUGAAGAGAGGAUGAGGGCCAGGGGAUAAAGACUGAAGAGAGGAUGAGGGCCAGGGGAUAAAGACUGAAGAGAGGAUGAGGGCCAGGGGAUAAAGACUGAAGAGAGGAUGAGGGCCAUGGGAUAAAGACUGAAGAGAGGAUGAGGGCCAUGGGAUAAAGACUGAAGAGAGGAUGAGGGCCAUGGGAUAAAGACUGAAGAGAGGAUGAGGGCCAGGGGAUAAAGACUGAAGAGAGGAUGAGGGCCAGGGGAUAAAGACUGAAGAGAGGAUGAGGGCCAGGGGAUAAAGACUGAAGAGAGGAUGAGGGCCAGGGGAUAAAGACUGAAGAGAGGAUGAGGGCCAUGGGAUAAAGACUGAAGAGAGGAUGAGGGCCAGGGGAUAAAGACUGAAGAGAGGAUGAGGGCCAGGGGAUAAAGACUGAAGAGAGGAUGAGGGCCAGGGGAUAAAGACUGAAGAGAGGAUGAGGGCCAUGGGAUAAAGACUGAAGAGAGGAUGAGGGCCAUGGGAUAAAGACUGAAGAGAGGAUGAGGGCCAGGGGAUAAAGCUAAGGCCCUCAUCUUAGACCAUAAACGAGGUGGAGAUGGGGCAGCUGAACCACUGGAAUCCUCUUCACACAGAGCAUGUUUCAUACGAGGGAAUGUCAGACUCAAACCGGUUCCCCAUAUUUGGCCCAAUGUUAAGCCUAUACCCAAAUGGGUUAUUUGACACAGUCCAACAAGACAGUUUGAGACAUAAACAUCGUUUUAUUUUCCUGAUCGAAUGUCUUCUUAUUAUUUCAGCGUCCACUGCCCGAGUCUGUAUUGUUGAUGACUGGCCAGUGAACCCUUGGUAAAUAAGCACACUGGUUUGCUUUUAAUGAUAUGUUAUCCGUUAUAUAUUAGCUUCCCGGUAUGAAAGGAAAUUAAACACCCCUAUGCUCGUUAACAAUCGUUAGCCAUGACUUGUUCCUCUGGCUGAAGCAUUUGGGAGACUGGUGUGAGGACUUGGCAGAGUUCAGCCUGGUAUUAAUCAAGUUUAAAGCUUUAUUAGUCGCAUAUACAGGACACACAUGGUAUACACCGUCCAACGAAAUGCAGACUUGCAGGUUAAUGGUAUUCAUAGAGCGUUCAGACUCCUCCACAACAGGACGCUCCCAGUUUUCACUCAGGACUAGGUUCUACACAUUUACUUUAUUUUCCUGAGCAAAACCAGAUGAUUGCUUAAGAGUUACGCGAGCAGCACUUAGACGCCACGACAGUAGAAGAGUCUCUUCGUCCAGGGUGUAGUGUUCACUGUCACUGUAUUAUAGCUGGCAAUAUAUGGUUCGUUUAUUAGAUUUUUAAGCAAAGAAUGAGAACUUCCAGAAGUCACAGAACGAAGUUGUUCUUCCUUACCCUUUGCGCUACCUCCGCUGUCCUCAGUCGUGAAAGCUUGAAGCUUUAAAACAGUUUUAUACUCUGGCAACAUCAAAAGGAAAAGCAGAUGUGAAGAUUUCAUGUCCAACAAUAAAAUGCAAAAACAAAGCAGCAUAAAGUGACCACUGUGGGAAACUAGGCUGUGAGAAGAUCCUGUAUCUACUCCCAAAACAACCAAGUAUUAGUCUUUCCAUCUAACACUGUAGACAGCCAAGUUUGGAUUGAUGAUUUGACUGACCAAACCUCUCUCUCUCUCUCUCUCACACAGGUAUCGCAAUUCCCAUUCCCAUCAAGGGGCUGAGAAACUACCAUCUUCCAAACAAUGUCACCUUUAACAGCAACCACACCUGCCUCCUGAAACCAGACAGCUUCAGAGAAUUUAUCAUGUUUGGCUCCAUGACAGCUUUUUUCAUCCCUUUAACUAUCAUGAUGAUCAUCUACCUGCUCACCAUCCAGGUGCUGCGCAAGAAAGCCUUUCUGCUCAGGUCAAAGGUGACCCAACGCUUCACUCGCCCAACCGUGUCCUCAGUCUUCCAGAGGGAGCAGUCCGUGGCCUCUCCCACAACUGAGAAACCGCCGGGAAAAUCCAUUGCUCCCGCCAACCCCAUCACGGGUGACGAGAUCCCCAUCCGCCGCAUGUCCACCAUGGGCAAGAAGUCCAUGCAGAACCUGACCAAUGAGCAGCGAGCCUCCAAGGUGCUGGGGAUCGUCUUCCUUCUGUUCGUGGUCAUGUGGUGCCCGUUUUUCAUCACCAACGUCACCUCUGUGCUUUGCGCCAGCUGCGACGUCAACGUGAUCGGCCGUCUGAUGGAGAUCUUCGUGUGGGUGGGCUACGUGUCAUCGGGUAUCAACCCGCUGGUCUACACCCUCUUCAACAAGACCUUCCGCCAGGCCUUCACACGCUACAUCACCUGCAACUACAGCAGCACCACUACUAACAGGCCAGCCAGGCAAACUAGGGAACAGCAUGGCUGCAGGAAUCUGACACGGAUCUCCUUCCAUUCAUCUGUGGCGGAGAACUCUAAGCUGUUCAUGAAGCGGGGGAUGAACGGCAUCGGGACGGUGAGCUAUCAGAGCCCGCUGAGGCGACGGCAAGCACACAUGCAGUCCUCCGCUAGCGUUGUACUGGACACCCUGCUCCUUACAGAGAAUGAGGAUUGCAAACCCGAAGAGCAUGUCAGUUAUGUGUAG